AUGGCUUCUCGGCGCCUAGCUUUCAACCUUAACCAGGCUCUGAAGAGCCGUGCGGCUCUGAAGUCCAUUCAGCCCGUGAAGCGUGGUUUUGCUUCGCCCGUUACAUUGCCCUCUACCACCCAGUCCACCACCCUCUCCAACGGAUUCACGAUCGCCACUGAGCACUCACCAUGGGCUCAGACCUCUACUGUCGGUGUCUGGAUUGAUUCCGGUAGCCGGUCAGAGACUGACAAGACCAACGGAACCGCCCACUUCCUUGAGCACCUUGCCUUCAAGGGCACCAACAAGCGCUCGCAGCACCAAUUGGAGCUUGAGAUUGAGAACAUGGGCGCUCACCUUAACGCCUACACCUCGCGCGAGAACACCGUCUACUACGCCAAGUCCUUCAACGCCGAUGUCCCCAAGGCCGUCGACAUUCUCUCCGAUAUUCUCCAGAACUCUAAGCUCGAGGCCGGUGCCAUCGAGCGCGAGCGCGAUGUCAUCCUGCGCGAGCAGGAGGAGGUUGACAAGCAGCUUGAGGAGGUUGUCUUCGACCACCUUCACGCCACCGCUUACCAGGGCCAGCCCCUCGGCCGCACCAUCCUCGGUCCCAAGGAGAACAUCCAGACCAUCACCCGUGAAAACCUGACCGACUACAUCAAGACCAACUACACUGCUGACCGCAUGGUUCUUGUUGGUGCCGGUGGUAUCCCCCACGAGCAGCUUGUUCGUCUUGCUGAGGAGCACUUCGGUAGCCUCCCCAGCAAGGCCCCUACUUCCGCUGCUCAGGCCCUCACUGCCGAGAUGAAGCGCACCCCCGAGUUCAUUGGCUCUGAGGUUCGUCUCCGUGACGACACCAUCCCCUCUGCUCACAUUGCUCUCGCCGUUGAGGGUGUUAGCUGGAAGGAUGAUGAUUACUUCACUGCCCUUGUUGCCCAGGCUAUUGUUGGUAACUGGGACCGUGCUAUGGGCCAGUCUUCUUUCCUUGGCAGCAAGCUCAGCUCCCACGUCAGCCACCACGGCCUCGCUAACAGCUUCAUGAGCUUCUCCACCAGCUACAGCGACACUGGUCUCUGGGGUAUCUACCUUGUUUCCGAGAACCUGACCAACCUUGAUGACUUGAUCCACUUCACUCUCCGUGAGUGGACUCGUCUGUGCAGCGAGGUCAGCCCUGCUGAAGUUGAGCGCGCCAAGGCUCAGCUCAAGGCUUCCAUCCUCCUCUCCCUUGACGGCACCACCGCCGUUGCCGAGGACAUUGGUCGCCAGAUCAUCACCACCGGCCGCCGCCUCAGCCCCGAGGAUGUUGAGCGUGUUGUCAGCCAGAUCACCUCGAAGGACAUUAUGGACUUCGCCACCCGCAAGCUGUGGGAUCAGGACGUUGCCAUGAGCGCCGUCGGUAGCAUCGAGGGUGUCCUUGACUACCAGCGCAUCCGCUCUGACAUGUCCCGCAACCUGUCUUAA
Molecule: messenger RNA, 1440 nt
Organism: Penicillium verhagenii
Lineage: Eukaryota; Fungi; Ascomycota; Eurotiomycetes; Eurotiales; Aspergillaceae
Product: mitochondrial processing peptidase
Exons: 5
Coding region: 1-1440 (479 amino acids)
Cellular component (GO): mitochondrion
Molecular function (GO): metal ion binding; metalloendopeptidase activity
Source: RefSeq, a predicted model, not a curated record